Tetranychus urticae (two-spotted spider mite) is the source of this 6044-nucleotide messenger RNA. RefSeq names its product serine/threonine-protein kinase gek (gene gek). Gene Ontology annotation, cellular component: cytoskeleton; cytoplasm. The record is from RefSeq and is a predicted model, not a curated record. Gene Ontology annotation, molecular function: protein serine/threonine kinase activity; ATP binding; protein binding. Gene Ontology annotation, biological process: actomyosin structure organization; peptidyl-threonine phosphorylation. NCBI's taxonomy places the organism in Eukaryota, Metazoa, Arthropoda, Arachnida, Trombidiformes, Tetranychidae.
UUUGUGUUAAUUAGAUGAUUACAUUGAUGUUUGACUAAACUCAUAAAUAACGAAUGUUUAAUUUAAUUGAUUCUGAAGGAAAAACGAGAACAGACUCGAUUUACGAUAGAAUCACUUUCCUUCCCUUUCUGUUAUGACAAUUAACGGAGUGCUCAAUCUGCAAUGGAGUAACAGUCCCUACUCUACUCUCUCUUCUAUUUUUCUCCUUUUCACUCUUGUUAACUCAAAUCCUUUUCAUUUUUUUGAAUCAAAAUCCAUCAUGUUUUGAUUAUUUUGGUGAAAGAUAAUUUGUAUGGCUUGAAAUCGCCAUCAGUGAUCCUCCUUUCUUUUUUCUAUCCUUAUUAUCUCUAGUAUUAUCAUCAUCAUCUUUAAUUUCAUCUUCAUCAUCAGCAUCAUCAACAAAUAUUUGCCAAUCAAUUUUGUUUUCACAAAUACAGUCAAUUUCAUUCCUUUUUCCACCAUGGGUCUUUUUUUCUCUCUCUCACUUUCUCUUCCUUUUUCACUUACCUUUCAGUGUGUGGGCUCUUGCCCUUAAAUUUUCAUUUAUUUUGUUGUUAAUCACUUUAUACUAAAAAAGAGAAUAAGUUUAUAGUCAUAAUAAUAGGUCUCUUUUUUCUGUCACCACCCGUUUAAUGUAUCAUCAUUGUAUAAACCAUCAUCAUGUCUUCAGCCAGUUCACCUGAGGUUAACAAAGAAGGAUUUAAUAAUAAUUUGACCAAUAACCAUAUCGUCAACAAAAUGUCAGCACAAGAGUCACAAAAUCAUUUCAUUAAAGGACUUCGCCACCAUCAGCAGUUACAAUCUUUGUCACAAACUCCAACUAUUAGUUUGGAAAAAAGGUUCACAGAGUUACAAACCCUUUUGUCAAUGGGACCGACACUUUUUGAUGGGAAAUCGAUCAAUUGUGAGCUUCUAUUUGACGUUCUCAUUGCUGUUUAUUAUGAGUGUCAGCGUUUAGUUGCAACUACUCGUAGUAAAGAACAGCAAAAAUUUUGUGAGUCAAUUAAACCCUUUCUUGAUAGACUGAAAGAGCUUCAACUCAAGGCGUCUGAUUUCGAGACAAUCAAAAUAAUUGGAAGAGGUGCCUUUGGUAAAGUUGCUUUAGUUCGAGGAAAAGAUGAUGGUAAUGUUUACGCAAUGAAAACUCUGAAUAAAUUAGAAAUGUUGAAAAGAGCAGAAACAGCUUGUUACCGGGAGGAAAGGGAUGUUUUGCUCCAUGGAUCGGAAGCCUGGUUCACAAAGCUUCAUUAUGCUUUCCAAGAUGAAACAAAUCUUUACUUAAUCAUGGAUUAUUACUGUGGCGGAGAUCUGCUCACCCUUUUAUCAAAAUAUGAUGAGAACUUUCCAGAGGAUAUGUCACGAUUUUACACUGCUCAGAUAGUCUUAGCUCUUUCCUAUCUACAUGAUAUGGGUUACAUUCAUCGUGAUGUUAAGCCUGAUAACAUUUUAAUAGAUUCACAUGGUCACAUCCGCUUAGCUGACUUCGGCUCAUGCACCAAAGUUUCACAAAUACGUAGCAAUGGUAAUUGUACAAUUGCUGUUGGUACACCAGAUUAUAUUUCACCUGAAAUCCUUAAAGCUAUGGAAGGUAACCGCAAUUCAGGUUUACUUUACUCUUUUGAGGUUGAUUGGUGGUCAUUAGGAGUGGUUAUAUUCGAGUCAUUGUAUGGUGAAACCCCAUUCUAUGCGGAAUCACUUAUUCAAACUUAUUCAAAUAUAAUGGAUCACAAACACUGUUUUAAAUUUCCAGUUAACGCGCAAGUAACUGAUGAAGCAAAAGAUCUCAUUUCUAACCUGAUCUGUGAUCAGAGUUACCGUUUCAAGCGAUUAGAACAGUUUAAAGCUCACUCUUGGUUUAAUGGAAUUGAGUGGGAUCGUCUCCGUGAAAUGAAACCACCUUACCAGCCUAAAGUAGCAGGCCCUGAAGAUACUUCAAAUUUCGAUAUUGACGAUUCAGCGCCACCGACAAAUAAUAAAUUUGAUAACUUAAUCGCCCCCACUACCAAAGAUUCUCUGCUUAAUGUUCAUCUUCCAUUUGUUGGAUUUACUUGUACUUUCAAUGCAAGUAAGAGUAGGUCACAAUCUGAACAAAAUGGAAGCAAAGUAACAUCUCCACGUAGUCCGAAAUCUAAUUAUGCCGUUUGUGUUGUGGAUGCAUCUGAUUCAACAAACUUGUCAAGUAAAAAUAUUGACACAAAUGCAUAUGCUAAACUCGAGAAUGAACUUUGGGUAGCUCGACAUGAAUGGAGUGAGUUAUCUGUUAAGUUAAAUGAGCUGAGGAAAGAAAAGAACUCCAUUUCUUCGCGACUUCGUGGUAAAGAAGAAGAACUGGACCAAAGUUUGGAAAAAAUAGCCGAAUUACGUCAGCAGCUAAGAAAUUCUGAGAGGAUCAAAAGACAACAGUUAGAGGACAUGAUAGUGAUUCAAAAUGAGCUUGAAAAGGAAAAGCAAUUACGUCAGGAAAUGCAAAUUGAAACAAAAGAAUCGGAAGCCAAGUUAGCUCAUUUGGAAAAACAACUGUCAAGUAUUGAAAACCAAGAACAAACUGGUGGAUCAAAUAUGUCUAAUGGCCCAAGUGAAAAAGAGAAAUACUAUCUUGCUCAAAUUGCAGAUUUAGAACAAGAAGUUCUUCGUCUUAAAGGUGAAUUAGAUGAGCGAAUAGCCUCUAUGGUGCAUCAGCAUCAUAUUGAAGAACUUGAACAACAGGUAUUGCAAUUACAACAACAACAACCUCAUUGGGAGAGGCAGAUAAGUGAAAUUAUUGAUUGGGUUGGAAAUGAAAAAGAAGCACGGAAUUAUUUACAACAAAUGGCUGCUACCAUGACUAAAGAAUUAGAAUUACUUAAACAUCAACAUCAACUACAACAAAUUCAGCAACAGAAUGCCAAUCAACGUGCCAUUGAAACAUCAAAUUCUAACAACGAUACUGGACACAGUUCAAGUGUUCAUGCAUAUGUUCCAAAGGAGCCAGUCAACUCUAAUUAUACAACAUGGCAAGAAAGGAGAUCAGCCAGAGUUGAUAAACAAGAGCUAUUGCAACUCCAGUUCGAAUUAGCUAAUGAAAUCGAAGACAAACAAAGAGUACAAGAAGAAUUGACUAAAGCGCAGAAAGAAAUUGCUCUGCUCAAUGGAGACUUAGCUGAGCUACGAAUAGAAGUUGCUAAACUUAAAAAUCAACAAACUAACAAACGAUUGAGCAAUGAUUCCUCCUCCAUGCUGUUCGGAUCUUCUGUCAAUUCCAGACGCAUUUCAGCUGGUAAAAUGAUGGAGGAAAUCGAAAUGCAACUUGGUAGAAUUGGAAUGAAUUCACCUAUUGGAGGUUCGGACACAAGCGACAUCGAGUCUGAAGAUGUUUCGCCCUCAUCAUCAGCUGACACUCGAUCAAGAUCUAAAGCUGGUUCAAUCGGGCCUCCAAUGAUGUUAUCACAAUCUAGUUUCCAAAGUAAACAACAACAUUCAUUCAUCGUGCGAACAUUUGUUGCUCCUUUAAAAUGUUUCCAUUGCACUUCUUUGAUGAUUGGUUUGAUUCGACAAGGUCUUAUUUGUGAAACUUGUGGAUUUGUUAGCCAUAUCGCUUGUGCUUCUCAAGGUAUUCAGUUGUGUCCCUGUGAUGACACAAGUCAAAGACCUCAAGGAAUUGACCCGUCAAGAGGAAUCGGUACAGCUUAUGAAGGCUAUGUUAAAAUACCCAAAGCUCGUGGUGGUGUUCGUAAAGGCUGGAUUAGAAUGUUUGUUGUAGUCUGUGAUUUCAAGCUUUUCCUCUACGAUCUGUACUGUAGUAGUGACAGUAAUUACCCUUCGGGUUCGCAUGGCAGUGGUUCUGGAUCUGGAGGAGAUGGGUCACAAAGUGGUCCAACAGUAACUCCACCAGUUUCAGUCAAUACAGUAAUAGACAUGAGGGAUGAAAGAUUCUGUAUAAGUGGUGUUCAAGAGAGCGAUGUUAUUCACGCAAAUAAAAAAGACAUACCGUGUAUAUUUAGGAUAACUACGUCAAUGGUUUCUAAUAAAGUUGAUCAAAAUUUUACACAGUUGAUGCUAACUGACAAAGAGAUCGAGAAAAAUAGAUGGAUUGAUGCUCUUCACGAAUUACAUCGAAUUAUCAGACGAAACAAACUCUGUAAUAGAAAUCCGCUCAAAGCUCAUACUGUCCUUAAUUCUUACCAAAUAUCUGCUCUUCGACAUCAUAAUGAUAUCAAUAGCUGUUGUGUCAUCGAUGAAACUCGACUUCUCAUUGGAUGUGACGAUUGUCUUCUUUGCUGUGACUUGGAUAUUUGUACUUGUCGUCGUUUAACCAAUUCUAAAAGAAUUGUUCAAUGUCAUUAUUCACCAAAUGACCAGUUGGUAAUUGUUUUGGCUGGUAAACAAAAACAUAUCAAACUAAUACCAAUUCGAGGCCUUGACAAUGAUGGAAUUGAAUGGAUUAAAAUACCUGAAACCAAAGGGGCAAAUCUUUUCGCAGUUGCCAAUCUUCCCACCACUACUUAUGUUUGUGUUGCCAUUAAAAAGACACUAUUAAUUUAUGAGAUUACCCGUAAAAGAGUCCGUUAUAACCUUUGGAAAGAAAUUCAAUUACCUCUAAUGAUACAAACCCUUUCAAUUGUGGACAACAUGGUUUCUAUUGGUACUAAAUCUAGUUUUGUUGUUUAUCAAAUUAAUAAUCGUGAACAACCUCCUUUAUAUUUGGUUAAUCAAGAAUGUCAAGAGCUGUCUUUCUUAAUUCAAAAUCCUAUUGAUGCUCUACUUUCAAGACAAAUCAAUCAAGAUGAAUGGAUUCUGGUUUUUGCUCCAUACGGAGUUUAUGUAGAUUCCUGUGGAAAGCGAACUCGAGCUAUUGAACUUCAAUUUCCAUCUCAACCUAACUAUGUUGCUACCCUGGAAACUGAAAUAAAUAACAAGAAUGUCCAAUUAUUGUUAGCUUUUGCCUCAACUCAUAUUAAUGUUUUCGAUCUUGAAACAACUGAAUGGAUUCAAACAAUCAACCUCAAAGCUACCAAACCUCUACAGCAACAUGGUAAAGGUUAUCUUCUUGGUCUCACAAAUGCCAAUGAUUUUCCAAUGCUUGUUCAAUUUGUUCCAACAAUGAAUGGUUCACAAUGGUUGCUACAAUCAAAAGGUGAUGAUAGUAAACCUUUCUUAGUCAGUGGGUCUACUGUGGCCCAGCGAAUUAUACAAACGGCUUCAGGAGUCACUAGUGAUUUACCCAAAAAGAACUCAAGAUUACCAAUCAGUGGGCCAUCUGACUUUAGCCAUAUAUCUCAUCUUGGACCUGGUGAAGGUCCUUUUAGUUCGAAAAUAAUUGACCUAACUUCAAGCAAUAUUGCCUCUAAUCAACCAAAAAGCAUGAUAAAUCGCGACAGUAGUGGACCUUCUCGUCGAGAUUCUACCUCUAGUAGCCAGUCAUCAGUCAGCCCAUAUAAAUUUUAGCAAUCUUUUUAUAAUUAUUGUACAUCUGGUUUAUUUAUUAAUUUCUUUUCAUUGAUUUGUACAUUACAAAUUUCUCAAAAAUACACAACUCAUCCUGUAAGCAAACAAAAGAGAAGUGGGCUGAUUAUCAAGACAAAUUACAAUAUUAAAUACUAAGAGAUUCGAAAAGAGGAGCAGAAAAUAUGAGUCAGGAUCAAAUCUAUCUUCAAUCCAGUUAAAACUCCGUUCAAUCAAUAAUUCUAAAAUUUAGACGGAGAAAGAUUUUAAGACAUUGUGAAAUCCUUUUAUUACUUCUAUAUCAUCUUUCCCGCCCUAAGUUUUCAAUCAAGCCUUCCAUCCUUUUUUCUCCAAUCAAGAAAAAGUGAUAUUAACUUAUUGAAAUCACCUCUAAAUGGCUUAUAAAGAACUCAAUUGCGCCUUAAAUAUCUUUUUUUCUGUUUAAUUUAAUCAGACCAUUUAUCAUUUUCCUUUGAUCGACUAAUGUUCAUAACUUUUGACUUUCAAUGAUUAGUGAAGUGAUUAUCAAUAAUAUCUAAAUUUAUCAAAUGUUUUCUGCUUUGGUUAAUAUUUUUUAUUGUAGAUUUUAGAACCGAUAUUAAAAUAGAAAAAAGCAGGUUUGA